Messenger RNA from Aegilops tauschii subsp. strangulata, 897 nucleotides. NCBI's taxonomy places the organism in Eukaryota, Viridiplantae, Streptophyta, Magnoliopsida, Poales, Poaceae. The record is from RefSeq and is a predicted model, not a curated record.
AUGCCGCGCCCCCUCGAUCCCCUCUCCCACUUCCCCCUGCCUCCCCACUCUCCCACUCCACCCUCCACUCCCUUCUGCUCCACCUCCCUCUCUAGAUCCCUCACCGAUGCCGCACCACCAUCGCUGCCACCGGCCUCCCUGCGCCACGCGGUCGUGUCCCCGGGGACCGCCGUGCUUCGCUUCGUCGACCCCACCCCGAGAUCGACGCCGGGGAGCUUCACCAGCGCCGCCCACGACCGCCUCGUCUUCGGCAUCGCGGCAACACCACCGUCGAUCCGCGUCACCCUCACUGCUCCGACGUCUACCGACCCUCCCCGAGCUCGCUUUCGCACGACUACAGGGCCCCGUGAGCUUCCUUCCUCCCCUGACCCCCUGUGCUUCCGUUCGCCCACGAAUUCCCCACACUCGAGCUCACCGCGAGCUCGCGGUCGCCGCGGCCCCUCUGCUGCGCCGCCGCACUUCCUGGCCCCUAGGAUGUUCUGCCUCGCGCCCGCUGGCGCCCGCUCACGCCCGUCACUCCCCGCGGCAGCGCCCUGCUCCCUUUGCUCGUGCGCGCUCGCGUCUCCGCUCGCCCCUCGAACUGCUGCUCAUUUUGCUGCCACCUUGCUGCUGCUCCUGCCGCCGCGCCCCGGCCAACCGCCGCUUGCCCGCGCCCGCGCCGAACGGCUCCAGCCACGCCCGUCGUCGCCCGCCACGCUUGGCACGCGCGUUGCGGGGCCGAGCCCCGCGCUGCUCCACUCAACGCCGACGCCCCUGCAGCCCAGCUCCAGCAGCCCCAUGGCCACCAUCCGGUGCACCUCGUCGCGAUGCACCUGUCGAGCCCACCCACAGCUCCAGCCGUCGUCGGAGAUGGCCGGACGACGAGCUCCGCCACCCUUGUUUAGCGACGGCGGUUAG